AUGCUCAGAAUAUCGCAACUAAUGGAGCCUUCGGAACCAUCAGAGGGCGGAGUCUGGGGACAGCAUAACGUGUCUGAAGCCGUGGCUGUCACCGACUCUCUUGGUUUCUUUAAGGAGCAGGGCCUAUUCUAUCAAGAGGAUGCCACAGUCGGGGCCAUAGUAAACGCCUUGGAUGCGCAGGGUUUGUCUGGUACCAACGAGGGGUUUAAGUUCUUCACAGGAUACUUGGUCGGAGAUGCGGUAUGUGGCAAGAAGAAAAUAAUUCAGUACACUUCUGAUCAACGCGCAGCGUAUUCGGCCAAUACUCGAACCAUACCUGAAGCAUCCUAA
Metarhizium acridum CQMa 102 is the source of this 330-nucleotide messenger RNA. Lineage: Eukaryota; Fungi; Ascomycota; Sordariomycetes; Hypocreales; Clavicipitaceae. The record is from RefSeq and is a predicted model, not a curated record.